GAUGCUGGAUCUCUCCGGAAACGACAUAAGAUUAACCAAUUUUGUAAAUCUCCUACCUAACAGCUUAUACUUUCUUGAUCUUUAUAACAAUUCAAUUGAAACUUUGGAUUUAAGCGAAAGAAGCAACAAAUUGUUUGCAUUAAACUUGAAUAACAAUCGUUUUUAUUCCAUUAGAGAUAGGGUCGCUUGGAAAAGUGGUCUAUCAGUGGUUGAUUUGAAAGAUCUACAAUAUCUUUCGGUUUCCGAAAACCAGAUUAAUAAUAUCGAACCAAAUGCAUUUCAAGAUAAUAACGAACUAAUAUUCUUAAAUUUAUCAUCAAACUACAUAAAUUAUUUACAUCCAAACACAUUUUCAAAUUUGCAGUAUUUAAAAACGCUCGAUUUAAGUAACAACAAACUUAAACAAAUUCUGCAAAUGCCGAAAUUGACAAAAUUGUUAAUGGGAAAGAAUCAAAUUGAUGAGAUCGAUGUUGAUGCAUUCGCUUCUUUUUCUAUUUUAGAAGAAUUAGAUCUGUCGACGAAUAUGUUAAGUUCUCUGCCGGAAGGAUGGGCAGAAUCCCUUGUAUCUCUAAAAUAUUUGGAUUUGAGUAAUAAUAAAUUUACUUCAUUGGAGUCUUUGUCGCUAACCAGUGCGUUGCCAAUAACAGAAAUAUAUUUAAUGAUGAAUCCAUUAAAAUAUCUGAAUGUAAGAUAUUUUGAAGACUUACCACAGAAUCUUACUAUCCACUUAAUGAACUAGUUAGUUUAUAAAAGUUUCGGAUAUUGAUAGCAACGAAUGAUAAUGAAUUCUGAAUGAUUAAAAUUUUAAUUCUGUAUACAUAAAAAAUUGUUGUGUUUAUGUAUUGGAAAUAAUAUGUAGAUAUGUAAUUAAAAUAUAGAACUUUAAUAGUGUAAGAUUUUUCAAUAUGCAACUGAAAUUAAAUUAUCGACUUAAGCAGUUUAUAAACUUUUACUACAUUUGUAUGAAAUUAUUCUUAUUAUUGUUAAUAAUAAUGAGUUAUUCGACUUUUGAAUAAUUAUUUGUACUUACUAAUUACAUAUUGGAAGAUUUUUAACUAUAUCAUGUAGUAUGGAAAUGUUAUAUAUUAUAGAAUAUAUAAUAAAUGAGAACAGUUUAAAAAAC
Molecule: messenger RNA, 1123 nt
Organism: Wasmannia auropunctata (little fire ant)
Lineage: Eukaryota; Metazoa; Arthropoda; Insecta; Hymenoptera; Formicidae
Product: leucine-rich repeat-containing protein 15-like
Exons: 1
Coding region: 2-739 (245 amino acids)
Molecular function (GO): protein binding
Source: RefSeq, a predicted model, not a curated record